Molecule: messenger RNA, 1187 nt
Organism: Tripterygium wilfordii
Lineage: Eukaryota; Viridiplantae; Streptophyta; Magnoliopsida; Celastrales; Celastraceae
Product: coiled-coil domain-containing protein 1
Exons: 5
Coding region: 136-1059 (307 amino acids)
Biological process (GO): translation
Cellular component (GO): ribosome; cytosolic small ribosomal subunit
Molecular function (GO): small ribosomal subunit rRNA binding; structural constituent of ribosome
Source: RefSeq, a predicted model, not a curated record
UUCACCUUUAACAUUCCUGCGUGUGAAAAAUACCUCAAACUUCCGAGAAAAUUACGAAAACAGCCCAUAUCCUCUACGCCUGAAUAAAACCUCGUUUCAGUGUUUGUGACCUUGCUCCGUCCUCGAAAUCCUCUAAUGGAGUCGCUCAUACACGGUUCAUCUUCAAUUUUUCUCACUAAACAGAUAAUAAGUGGUGGGAAUUCGGUAAACAGAAGCUCAAGCUUCAAAAAUGGACAUGGGUGGUCUUUUUCUCCUCAAAAGCUAUCGUUUGGCCUCAGAAAAGCAGUCAUAGUUGGGGCAAAGAAGGACAACAAGAACAAGAAGGAAGAUACUCACAGCUUCAUUCCCAAACCUGAUGAGGCAACUGGGUAUUUCCCCGAAGCGGUACUUCUCAAAGAGAAGAAAGUUCAGGAAGAUGGUAGAGUUCUCCCUGAUUUUGCUGAUGCCGAAGAGGAGGAGCUCUUCGAACUUCUGAACCUUCAGCUGCAGAGUGAAUCAGAUGUCACGCAGAAGCGCCACUAUGAGGUUGUAUAUAUAAUUCAUGAGAAGCAUGAGGAAGAGGUUGGGAGUGUUAAUGAGAAAGUUCAAGAAUUUUUGAGGGAGAAGAAAGCCAAGAUAUGGAGACUGAAUGAUUGGGGUCUUCGAAGAUUAGCAUACAAGAUAAAGAAAGCCAAGAAUGGACAUUACAUCUUAAUGAACUUUGAGUUGGAAGGCCAAUGGAUAAAUGAUUUCAAGACUAUGUUAGACAAAGACGAAAGAGUCAUUCGGCACCUUGUAAUGAAGGCAGAUGAGGCAAUCACAGAGGAUUGCCCGCCUCCACCUGAGUUCCACACAUUGCGUGCUGGUAUGGAUGACGAUGAUGAAGAGGAUGAUGUAGAUUAUGAUGAAGAUGAUGGUGAUGUAGAAUACGAUGAUGAAGAAUAUGGCGAGGAGGAGGUUGAUGGUUCUAUCGAUGAUGAUGAUGAAGAUGGUGUUAUCGCCAGCACAUUUGUAUGUAGUGAAGGGAGAGAAAAUGAAUCAAGUAACAUAAAAAGAAGACAUGAGAAAGUAGGCAGGUAGUCAAAGGAGUUCAGGGUUGGUUUAUGUAAUGUCUUAUAGCGUGAUAUUUGUGUGACAACUAAAUGAAAGGGAACCAUUUAGUAAUUUAUGUUGUUUAUCUUUAUGAAGGUUCUGCUUGAGAUCUCUAA